GCGCGUUGCCUUGACCACCCCCACAAAAAAGCGCACAUAGAGCAGUCCCUUCGGACAUCUCCACGCGCAAUGGCACCCUCCACACGCAAUGGCCCCCAUCCGCCAAACACAACCACGGCGCCACCCAGCCGGGAGACCCGAGCGCAAGCCUUACAAGGCUCGGCUCAUCGAAGAGGUCGCUCUGAAACUCAUCCACAUGGCAGGAUGCCACCCAGAAAAACGGUUCUGCUUUGUCCUCAAUUGGUGGUGCGACAAGCCGAUCGUCCGCAAGAAACUCGAACGCUUGAACUGCCCCACACCGCUUCUGUUCGUUAUCAGUCAACGAGAAGUUAUCCAUCGGCUUGCAAAAGAACGACUUGGAGACAAGUACAGGGAGAUCAGAUUUUUUUCGGAUCACUACUGGAACAUCGACAAACCCCAUGCGAAACUCCGCUUUGCCGACAUAUUCAGCGCCGCGAUGCGGAAGGAGAAGGAGCCGCUGGAGAUCAAACAUGUUGUGUUGGAUCCGACCGUCGCCUGGGUGUUUAAUGCGUAUGACAAGCUUGGCGGGUUGGAUUGGGAGGAACUUGCGAGUCCUGAUCGCCGCUUACUAAAGAUCCCAACACGACAACCAUUGUCGUUCCCUUCCAGACGAUUGCGCGGGGCCUAUUGGAGGCAAGGGGAGCUCGAGACUGUUGGAGGCGUCGACUACUUCACCAAAAUCCUCGUUGAGCACCAUCAUCGUAAAGAGCCUUAUGAACGAGGGGAUCAUGUCGUUCUCUGCCAUCCGCAACGAGGACUCGAAUACGGAGUCAUCGAUAAGUUCUUCGAAGGCGCACCAGGCCGUCCUUGCGUUGUGCUGAAUCGAUUCAUACCAUUUGGCGAAACAAGCAUCGGAAAGACCUUGUUUGCAGGGCCCGCACACAACGAAGACGACGACUCCGACGAUCCUGUUCGUCAACGCUUCGACUACAUCGAUGAGGAUGCUUGCAAAAAGACGUUCAGCGACCACCGCUGGUACUUUGCUACGGACAAGUUCGACGGCUACCCUGAUGGAGAGCUCAUUCCCAUCGACACCAUCAUCAAGAAGGCAUGGGUUCACCGUUUACCGGAGAGAUGUCCGGACGACUACGAUCAAAUCUGGGUGCGGCACCGGUACAUUGAGGACGAACAUGCAUACGUUAACUACCACCACAAAGAGAAAGAAGUCUUCCGCCGCGAACUCCCCGAGCUCCCAGCCACCAUGAUCAUCCAUGACGGCGACGAACGCCCGACGCUCAUGCAUGUAACCGAGAUUGAGGGACACACAGUACACGGAUACAAGUUCUCGCCACUGAGAGAUCACCUCCGCCGGCGGCCACGACGCAAAUUCAAGUGCAAAUGCCACGGCAAAGAAGAUCUGAAGCCUUCGGAUGUGUUCGAGAACGAGUGGGUGCUGGAACCGGCUCCGUAUAGCGCCACAGUCGACGACCCCUAUGAUCUGAGGACGGUUGUAAUGCAGUACAACGACAGCGAGGAUGGCGUCCCGGCACACCUCAAGGAGUACAAGAACGGCGCGCAUCCACGCUAUGUGCACUUUUUCCGCUUCUACUUGACCUCGCAAGGAGGCCUGGCACAUGUUCACCCCGACGACGACAUUGCGAGAAAGUACCCGCAAUUUGAGCAGCAGUAUCCAAUCGCGAGAACGGAUGAAGAUAUGUGCGAGCUGUGGGCGGGUGCGGGGGUCGCCGGGUGUGGAUUUGAAUCCGCGGGCUUCACGAAGAAGUGGGUUGUGGAGAACGACCCCUACGCAUUGAAGGCGAACGUCGCAAACUCCAAACUUCCCGGCGGCGUGGAGGUCCUGCACGCGCGAGACUCGACGACCGAGGAGAAGCCCUACGGCGGUUGCGACUUUUCCGAAGUUCUCCGGGACAUCCACCUGAAGAAGAUUCGUUUGCCCUCGCAGAUCGGCGUAGCCACCACGACAUUCCCCUGUACGCACAACAGCAACCUCAACCGGAACCCCGACUGCGAAAAAUCCGAAUUCGACCGAACUUCGUUGAUGCAGGACAUCUCCCUCAAGAUCCUGGAAGCGUUCCCUGCGCACUACGGGAUGCUGGAGAACGUGCCCGAGCUCGAACACAAGCAGCCCCGAACGUUCGCCGCAUACCAGGCCUUCUUGCUCCUCUCGAAAUACCAAGUGCGCAAAUUCAAAUGCAAUAGCGCGGCGUUUGGCGUCCCUCAGGAUCGAAAUCGGCUCUUCCUCGUCUACGCCCCGUCGUGCUGCACGCUCCCCGCAGCCCCCAUCCCAACGCAUCAAUACAAAAACGCCACCUCGGCCCUCUUUGCAGCGCCCGCGCCCAAAGACGCGCUAGCGAAUAUCGCCGACAACGAGUUCGAGGACCCCUCCGUCGCCAUGACCCCCCUCUCCGAAAAGGUCAAACGAUGGAUCCCAUUACUCAAGCAUGGCGAAUCCUUCUACGACCUCCAACGCGCCGGUCUCAUCCCCGCCAACGAGUAUUUCGACCCGUGCAAACGCCCCCGGUGGGCCGAGGCGGGGCAAACCUUCGGCACGAUCACCUGCGACAUCCGAAAAGGCGACGCGCACCCGCUGUUCAACCGCAAGCUGAAUCUCCUGGAGAAGAUGCUGCUGCAGGGUUUACCGCUGAACUGGAUCCUGUUUGGAACGGCGGCGGAGCAGGCGAGGCAGAUUGGGAAUGGGGUGGUGGUUGCGUUGACGUUUGCGAUCGCGAUGGAGAUGAGGAAGGCUAUGAGUUUGGAUGAGCGGAGGAGGCGCGCGGUGGUGCGCGGCGAGCGUAUAAAGGCGAUGUGAGCCGCGGAGGUAGAGCAGAGCAGAGCAGAGGGAAGGAAGCCGUCGCCUUUGGUGGAGGUGCGGAUUACAAUGCCGCACUCUGUGGGAUAGUAUAGAAAUGUAGGGAGAUACGGCAAACCAUGGGGGAUACGAACAAUAUCAAUCACCACGCUGCAACGGUGGCCCCCCCACUCUUCGAUUGUACAUUUUAGGGUAGAACGGAACAUUAGGCCUGUACAUACAGUAGAAGCGCACGCCUUCUCCCAAUAUAUGCGUUGCUGUUGCUUUA
Molecule: messenger RNA, 3059 nt
Organism: Fimicolochytrium jonesii
Lineage: Eukaryota; Fungi; Chytridiomycota; Chytridiomycetes; Spizellomycetales; Powellomycetaceae
Product: S-adenosyl-L-methionine-dependent methyltransferase
Exons: 1
Coding region: 89-2791 (900 amino acids)
Cellular component (GO): nucleus
Molecular function (GO): methyltransferase activity
Source: RefSeq, a predicted model, not a curated record